Messenger RNA from Vitrella brassicaformis, 1045 nucleotides. The record is from the annotation of a GenBank genome assembly. Lineage: Eukaryota; Vitrellaceae.
UCACCCACCGGUAGCUUUCGCCGCAAUGGGCAAAUCUUCCCCUCUGAUCCACCUCCUGUCACUUCCCCGAACAUCGUCACAAUCUGCUUGCGCUAUGCGAUCCAGUAGACUGAGAACACCCACUGGGGCGUUCAGUACGGCCCGAACUUUCUGAUACUCGCUCUCGCGUCUCUCGCAAAGACUGCUAGAGGCUAGGAACUCGACGGAGGUCAGCGGAGUACCGUCGUACUCCCCUCCCACGGUUACGAGAUACUUAUUAUCGAUAACCACGACUCCAUGCGCUGCGCGAGGCUGAUUCAGACGUGGGCCCUCAUGCCAGCUCAUCGUCUUGCGGUCGUAAAUAUAAACCUCCCCUUUCUCAAGAUGACCCUCUCCCCACCCCCAUCUGCCUGCCACUACCCAGAUACCCUCGUCGAAGACGGCGGCAGCGAUAUGCUCAAGGUGCACCGGUGGGCCAUCCCUCUCACCCCACUCGUUGGUCGAAGGAUCGAACACCAUCAUCGAAGGGAUGGGGACUUCAGCGCUGAGGUUUGGCCUCACACCAUCAUCUUGCAUGCCACCAAUCACGUAGAUAAGGCCGUCAUAUGUGACCGCUGCUCCAGCCGCUCGUGUUCUAGGCAUGUUCGGUAGCUCAGAAAUGCUGUCACUCGUGAUGUUAUACAACCAAGCGCUGGCAGUGGCAUGGUCUCCCAGUUCGCCAUCAAUGCCUUCAAUACACUUGUGCAUUCCAGCCCUUCUCUCUUUCUCUCUACUGUGUUGAGUCACCUCCAACGAUGACGAAGGCGUCAUUAGCCGGCGAGGGGUAAACACUUGCCAUGACAUGGUGUCGACUCGCCGGCAGUGGAGACAGGUCAGUCCACUCGCUCGUUUCAGGAUCGAAGGCCCUGAUCUGAUCCAUGGCCCGUCCUUCACUUCCAAUGUAUCCUGACCGAUGAACACCAAGAAAUACAGUGUAGAAGGGAUCCCAUGAGCUCUCACCUCCGACAGCAUAUAUUUUGCCCUGAGCCAUCAAUGCCGCAUGAUCCCAAUGAUACGGAUACGGCAU